GAUGGUCGAAUGCUCCACGAUCCACUGGAUCGACUGGAUCCACUGGACCCAGACCUACUUUCUAAAGUCUUUCAGACGCGGUCACUUUUGCGCUGUACUAAAUGCACUAUAGUUGACAGUAUAGUUGCUAGUGUUUCAUUGGACAAAUGGCGUUGAUACUAACAAGGCGUCUUGGCGCAUUGCGAAAUUUAUCACAAAAGAAGACGAUUCAGCCCUACUGCUCUUCAGUAACAGCAGGCAGACAACACAUAAAUGGAGUCCAACUGUACUAUGAGAGGACUGGCAUAGGAAAGCAUGCUGUGCUUCUGGUCCCUGGAGCUCUGGGAAGCACUCUGACCGACUUUGGUCCUCAGCUGAAGUCUCUGAACAAGGAGAUGUUUACCAUUGUUGGUUUCGACCCCCGUGGUUACGGGCGUUCUCGUCCUCCUGAAAGAGACUUCCCUCUGAACUUCUUUGAGAGGGACGCAAAGGAUGCAGUAGACCUGAUGAAGGCAUUGGGCUUCAGCAGGUUCUCUCUGCUGGGGUGGAGCGACGGAGGAAUCACAGGUCUGGUGUUGGCAGCCAGGAACCCAGAGCUCAUCCACAAGAUGGUCGUCUGGGGAUCCAACGCCUACGUCUCCCAACAAGACCUCAGCAUUUACCAUGCGAUCAGCGACGUGUCCAAGUGGAGUGCCAGGAUGAGGAAGCCCAUGGAGGACAUGUAUGGAGCAGAGGUGUUCCCUAAGAUCUGGAAGGCCUGGGUGGACGGGAUCUCACAAUUCACCCACAGACCAGAAGGGAGCAUCUGCAUGGAGCUUUUGCCCCAUAUCUGCUGUCCUUCCCUCAUCAUCCAUGGCGAGAAAGACCCCAUGGUGCCCAGCUUCCAUCCACAAUACCUUCUCAAACACAUCAAGGGAUCACGUUUACAUGUGAAUCCAGAGGGAAAACAUAAUCUUCACCUGAGAUUCGCUACCGAAUUCAACAAAAUGGUGGAAGACUUUUUGGAUGAAUGACAAUCUUAUUUUCUAUGAUGAAUUUGACAUGGAUAAAUGAAUUAUGAAAUGUGAAUUAGGCUGGACUGUCUGACAACUCUUAUUCUAAUGGUAAUUAAAAUGAUUGAUAUGAGGAUUCAUA
Messenger RNA from Gadus macrocephalus (Pacific cod), 1113 nucleotides. It is a transcript of the gene bphl, whose product is annotated as biphenyl hydrolase like. The record is from RefSeq and is a predicted model, not a curated record. The coding region runs from base 147 to 992 and encodes 281 amino acids. The transcript has 7 exons. Lineage: Eukaryota; Metazoa; Chordata; Actinopteri; Gadiformes; Gadidae.